CUUAAAUCGAGCACGCCAAGAAGCGGCGGUUAUAAUAAGAACUAAAGAGAUCGGGAAAUCAACAGCGAUCGGCAAGAUUGUACCAUAUAAUUCCUCUAUUUUGGAGGAGCAUGAAACCUCAUACGCACUUGCACCAUAGUCAUCAUCAUUCCAGGAGUUCCAAGGGCUCCAAAGGCCAUGAUGGGAAACAAGCAAAAUUUAUUCCAGAUAAUUUUUCCUCGCUUGACCAGGUUAUUUCAGCUUUGAGAGAAUCGGGCCUCGAGUCUUCAAACUUAAUCCUUGGUAUUGACUUCACAAAAAGCAAUGAAUGGACAGGUAGGAACUCGUUUGGUAGGAGAUCUCUUCAUGCUAUUGGUGGUACACCUAACCCAUAUGAACAAGCCAUUUCCAUAAUUGGGCGUACAUUAUCUCCUUUUGAUGAGGACAAUCUGAUACCAUGUUAUGGCUUUGGUGACACAUCUACACGUGAGCAAUCUGUCUUCAGCUUUUACCCUGAUAAUCGUCCUUGUCAUGGUUUUGAGGAGGCUCUUGCACGAUAUAGAGAUAUUGUGCCACACCUUAAACUUUCAGGGCCAACGUCGUUUGCCCCGGUAAUCCAGGCAUCAAUUGAUAUUGUCAAAAAAAGUAAUUGGCAAUAUCAUGUUCUUGUCAUCAUUGCUGAUGGACAGGUUGCGAGGAACUCAGACGUACCACAAGGAAGAUUAAGUCCCCAAGAAGGUGCAACCAUGAAGGCAAUUGUUGAUGCCAGUUUCUUUCCUCUAUCAAUAAUUAUGGUUGGUGUUGGUGAUGGACCAUGGGACACAAUGGAGCAUUUUGAUGAUUGUAUUCCUGAACGCAGAUUUGAUAAUUUUCAGUUUGUGAAUUUUACAAAUAUCAUGAGUGCAAAAAUGGAAAUGUCAAAGAAGGAAGCAGCCUUUGCACUUGCUGCAUUAAUGGAAAUACCUUUUCAAUAUAAAGCCACGCAAGGCCUCCGACCUCAAGAAAACCAGAGUGACAGAUUUAGCUCACCAAAAAUUCUUCCUCCUCCGAAGGAAGUACUUGAACAUGAUAGUUUAAUGAUGUCAUCUACUCGUAUAGCAGAUACCCAGACAGCUGGCUCCACUGCUUCAACAGAGCAGGUCUGCCCUAUAUGCUUAACAAACCCAAAGGAUAUGGCGUUUGGCUGCGGCCAUCUGACUUGCAAGGAAUGUGGUGCCACUUUAUCGACAUGCCCCAUAUGCCGAGCACCCAUAACUACACGCUUGCGGCUCUUUGCUUAGAUGAUGGUCUGGUGCCUAAGCCUGUGGUGUCCUAUCUGAACCGCUUGGGUAACCAUACUUCCCGGGAUCUAACCCUUCGUGAACCGUCAACGCAGAAAACAUGUACAUUACAAAAUUCAUUCAC
Musa acuminata subsp. malaccensis (wild Malaysian banana) is the source of this 1383-nucleotide messenger RNA. RefSeq names its product E3 ubiquitin-protein ligase RGLG3. Gene Ontology annotation, biological process: protein ubiquitination. Gene Ontology annotation, molecular function: ubiquitin-protein transferase activity. Gene Ontology annotation, cellular component: nucleus. NCBI's taxonomy places the organism in Eukaryota, Viridiplantae, Streptophyta, Magnoliopsida, Zingiberales, Musaceae. The record is from RefSeq and is a predicted model, not a curated record.